This is a messenger RNA of Procambarus clarkii (red swamp crayfish), 1982 nucleotides long. RefSeq names its product atrophin-1. NCBI's taxonomy places the organism in Eukaryota, Metazoa, Arthropoda, Malacostraca, Decapoda, Cambaridae. The record is from RefSeq and is a predicted model, not a curated record. Gene Ontology annotation, molecular function: protein dimerization activity; DNA-binding transcription factor activity, RNA polymerase II-specific; RNA polymerase II transcription regulatory region sequence-specific DNA binding. Gene Ontology annotation, biological process: regulation of transcription by RNA polymerase II; developmental process.
UGUCGCGCGUCAGAAAACGGCGGCCAGUUUGAAGUGACGAGGAUAAAACCGUUAUUACCCGCCAGUGUCUGGAAAUUAAGUCGCCUUUCUGGGUGUGUCCCGUGGAGUGUGUGUGUGUGUUGAGCGCGGUUGUGAUCGUUGGGGGGACGGAGACUAGUUGUGAGGAGGGGGAAUUAUGCACGAGAAAGGACAGUGAAAGUUUGUUUAGUAGUGAUAUUGCAAAAUCGGUGACGAUGUCGACGGAGGUGGCGGUCAUGCAGAAGGCUCUGAAGGUGGAGGUUCAGAGCCCGGUGAAACCAGAGGUCCUGAAGCCCUCCAACACCGCCAACCUCCAAAACAUCACCAACAUAUCAGCCAAAAUUCCUUCAAUCAACAACAAGGCCGCGAACUUCACCAAUAAAAUCACCUCAAAUGCCGUCACCAAAACAACAGACAGCUUUACUACUAAACACAUGCUCGGGAGAGUCAACAUCAGAAUCCAACCAAUCACUUCCAAGCCCAGCGUGAUCAGAUCCCCUUAUCCACAGAGCACCAAAUCUCCAUUUAAGCCUCUGACGCCCAUCAGACCUUCUCCAACAACCAAGAACUCCCUCACCUCCCCCGCACCAACCACCCCCAACACCCCCACCCGAACACCCACUUCCGUCUCCAAAGCCUUGGAUUCCUCGUCUCUCUCCGCGUCGUUCAAUGCGCUCCUCGCCUCUCCAUCGUCGUCCUCGACGAUCAGCCUAUCACCGACCAAGUGCAGAAGAAGAAUAAGCUACUCAGACACGGAGGUUCGUAUUCCAGUGUCUAGAAGAAACGCCAGAGAGAGAAACAGAGUGAAACAGGUAUCGCAAGGGUUCGCUAUCCUCCGCCAGCACGUUCCUCAAGCCGCUCGCAAGAAAAAACUUAGCAAAGUGGAGACCUUACGUUGUGCCGUCGACUACAUCCGGGGCUUGCAGCUGCUGCUGGAUAACCAUCCUUCAACCACCCAACAGCCCUUGACCGCCGCCGCCAACCCGUCCUACCACCACCAUCAUCACCAUCACCAGCAGCAGCAGCAGCAGCUGCAGCAUCCCCACCAGGUGUUCUUGCAGCCUCACUCUACCAUAGAGCCGCAUAUCCUGAAACUUCCCGUGGCUGAUGAGGCCUUCCACUCACCAGCCUCCCUCAGAUAUGACGGCAUCGCUGGGGCGUUCCUGAGGACUUCUCCAACGGAAUCUGAAGGAGGACAAUCCCCCUCCCACAUCUUCUACAGCGACAAGCUGUCCUCGUCCUCUACCACCUCUCCAUCAUCGUCCUCCUCCUCGUCGACAGGGGUAUGCAUGGGAACUAUCAAGACUGAAGGGAAUGAUACCAGGAACUAUGGCAGAGAGGAACAGGACCUGCUGGAAGCGCUUGCCUGGUGGCAACACAAUAUCCAACCGUAGGGAGAAUGUCAUGGCUGGAUAAACUGACGGUGAUACAUGGUGAUACAUGUUGACGGGGCGGUGUGAAACGUGUAAAUGGGGGGCAGAGAUACGUGCAUUAACGGAAUACGUGUGUUGACUACAAAGUGAAUGAACAAAGUGUGUCUUUUAGGGCAAAAAGAGUUACCACAUGAACUGUUUGUAUGAAAAACUGUGUCUGGGGGGAAGCUCAAACAGGAGAGUAUUGUAAUGAUCUCAAUAUUCUGGAUACAAAUUUUCCAAUAGUGAAUCCCACUCAUGGGGAGCUGCUUGUGAGCUGCUUCGCUUAAUGACCUGAUCACAGAUCUCUGUACAUUACUUGCUCAUCAAUUCAUUGUAACAUCAAACUGUUUUAGAGUUUGAAAGUCGUGUAUUGACUGACCGUAUAUAUAUAUAUUAUCUAUUUUCAUGAGUGUUUAGCCAAUAUGAAAGAAGUGCGGCUUUCAAAUGUGAAAAAAAUCAAGGUAGGAAUGACGAAGAAUCAGCUCGUGAUAUAUGGCCAUCUCUCUCUCUCUCUCUCUCUCUCUCUCUCUCUCUCUCUCUCUCUCUCUC